AUGUCGACCACAGUAUCAGACGAACCUGCGUCAUACACGUCCAAGGAAAAAGGACAGGCUAAGCUAAUACAUACAACGAAAUCAGUGAGAGACGCUUCAAAAUCAGCCGUUCCAGAAUUGAGAAGGUUGAGUACACUGAGUGUUAAAAAGGACUUAUCCGACUUGAGCAUCCCCACUAUUACCGAAAAUGCGGAAGACGUUGCUGGUCUGAAAGGUCGUAUCCGCCUACAGAAAGACAUCCGACGGAAUUCACGCGAUUGGAUGGACCAACAACGAAAAAACCUCCAAGCUUACGAAUAUUUAUGUCGCAUUGGAGAAGCCAAAGAAUGGAUAGAAAAGUGUAUUGCCGAGGAAAUUAAUCCCAUUGUCGAACUCGAGGAAUCUCUCCGCAAUGGAAUAGUCCUUGCCAAAUUGGCUCGAGCCUUCGAGCCAUCCGUCGUUAAGCGGAUAUUUAUGUCACCCAAAUUACAAUUUCGUCAUUCUGACAAUAUUAAUUAUUUCUUCGCGGCUAUAAGGAAGCUUGGAUUGCCCAGUUUUUUUUGGUUUGAAUUGACAGAUUUGUAUGAAAAGAAGAAUAUUCCAAAAGUAAUUUAUUGUAUACACGCUCUGAGUUAUUUGUUAUCUCGAAGAGGCUUGACGCCGCGAAUCAGGAAUCUAGUGGGGAAGCUGGAAUUCAGCGCCGAACAACUAAAUAUUACGCAAAGAAGUCUCGACGCAGCUGGGGUUAUUAUGCCAAGUUUUGCUAAUGUAGGCAUGGCUUUAGCAGCUGAGUUGAACGAACCUCCAGUAGAAAUAGAAGAAUCUCAAGAGUCUGAGGAGGAGAAACAAGCCCGAUAUUGGGAAGAGAAUCUGGAAAAGGUAAUCAAGUGUCAAGCAGCUGUUCGAACAUACCUAGCCAGAAGCAAAUUUCUAGAACGAAGAGCGCUACACAACGCAGCCGUACCAUUCAUAAUCCGCCUCCAAGCACAGAGUAGAGGCUGGCUGGUUAGGCAAGAAUGGAAAGCACGUGCUAAACAGCUAGAAGAGCUUGAGAAAUGGUUGAUUAAGUUGCAAGCACAAUGCCGUGGUGUGCUGGCACGUAACAGAUUUAAUGACAAGAUGGAAUAUUUUCGUAAAAAUCUUGAUAAAAUUGUCAAGAUUCAAAGUUUCUAUCGCGCUAAACAAGCAGAAGAUGCGUACCGUAGCUUGACCAUGGGGAACAACCCUCCUGUUGGGACUAUCAAGAACUUCAUUCAUCUCUUGGAUGAUAAGCUUGAACGCCUUCGCCAGUUGGUUAUUCAAAAAAUCCGGGAAAACAACAAGCUUGAUGAGCUUCUUAAUCAACUUGACAUAAAGAUAGCCCUUCUGGUCAAAAAUUCCAUAACUCUCGAUGAAGUAAUUGCAGUAGCAAAUUCCAAGAAACAACUUCGACGGUUAUCCCAAUUGAACUCCCAAUACGGUCCAUACUCUCUUAAAGCUCUCGACAAAGGAUCAAGACGUCGACUUGAUUUGUACCAGCAAAUGUUUUAUUUGCUACAGACACAACCCGCAUAUUUGGCGAGACUGUUUUUUGUCAUGAACAAAACGAGAGUGUCGGAAAAGAUAAAGAAAAUUAUCGAAGGAGUAGUGUUGACGCUGUUUGGUUAUGCGCAGAAUGCGAGGGAAGAAUAUUUGUUGUUAAAGCUUUUUCAAAGAAGCAUUAUGGAGGAGUUGGAAAGCGUUGACAGUCUGCAAGAGUUUUUAAGGGGAAAUUUUAUGUUUAUGAAAUUGGUAGUUUAUUAUAAUCGUGGUGCAAAGGAGCGUAAAUUCUUGCGAGAUUUGCUUGUUCCAUUAGUAAAACACGUGAUGGAUGAUGACUACAUGGAUCUAGAGACGGAUCCUUUGGCGAUCUACCGUACGUUGACGAACGCCGAAGAAAUUCGCACUGGCCAACCAUCCUCUCGUCCGUCUGACAUAACUCAACAGGACGCUCUCAACGAUCCUGAGACACGAACAGUAUUUAUUCAUCAUUUACAACGGCUUCGUAAAGAAACAGAGACCUUCCUGAACGCGAUUACUGCGUCUCUCAGUAAGAUGCCGUAUGGCAUUCGGUAUAUUGCUCGCGAAUUAAAAAGAACUUUGAUGAAGAAGUUUCCGCGAGAAGGUGAAAUGGCAGUGAUGAAAGUAGUAGGACACUUAGUAUAUUAUCGUUAUUUGAAUCCCGCUAUUGUAGCGCCGGAGGGGUUUGAUGUGAUCGAGACUAUUGUCAGUCCGAUGCAACGUAAAAACCUUGCAGAGAUUUCGAAAAUGCUUAAUCAAAUAUCCGUAGGUCGAUUAUUUACCGAUGAUAACAUGUAUUUACAACCUCUUAAUGAAUAUGUUUCGUAUGCAACAGAACGAUUCUCCCGGUUCUUCAAUGCAGUAACCGAAAUUACUGAUCCAGAAGCCUUUUUUGAUAUUGAUGAAUUCGAAGAUCUAACAAGAACUCACAAGCCAAUUAUAUACAUUACUCCUUACGAAAUCUUCUCCACCCACAAACUGUUGGUGGAGCGGCUUGACGUAAUUGCUCCGCAACAUGACGAUCCGUUGCGGCAAAUACUUAAUGAACUAUCUGCUCCGCCUGUUGAAGAAAUAGACAAUACUUCUAAUGCUGGAGAAAUAAGUCUCACUCUUACUAGUUGUAUUGCUGCUAAUGCGAUAAAAGAACCGGAUGCAGAGAUUAAUCAUUUGUAUAUGGAAACCAAACGAUACAUCUUAUCGAUAAUACGAAUUCAGAAUGGGCAGAAUCUACUAGAAAUACUUGUGAAGCCUGUAAGUCCAGAAGAUGAAGAAGCAUAUAGAAAACUCUGCGCGUCUGAUUGCGUAGAUAAACCGGCAAAACGGCAGCCACUGACAGAUGGCCAAAUGAUAGACAUUGCUACUAUUAAAUUUGCAGAGCUAAAGAAAUUGACAUUACGAAACAUCUUAAAACUAGAGGCAGAGAACAAGUUGUGGAGAAGUAAUAACUAUCAGGAUUUGCUAAACAGUAUUGCGGUGGACAUAAGGAAUAAACAUAGAAGGAGAAUACAACGUCAGAAAGAACUAAGACAAGUUAAAUUGUCAUUAGUACAUUUGGACGAAAAGCGAGCAUAUUUGGAUGAGCAGAUCAAGAGUUACAACGAUUAUAUUGACGCGUGUUUACAAAACAUGUCAAGCAAAAAAGGGAAAAAACGGCUUAUUCUGCCUUUCACUCGUCAAUAUUACCAUAUACGUGAUCUUCAGAAAUCUGGGAAGGUUCCCAAAUUUGGAUCAUAUAAAUACACUGCUCAACGCCUGCAUGAAAAAGGGGUCCUCAUUUCAGUCGAUUCUUUCCCGAGCAAACAAUUCGAUAAACUCAGUUUCACUAUUUCCUCGGACGAACUUGGCAUCUUUACCAUAGAAGCCAAAUUUGGAGGCGUUCCUGUUCCUGGGUUCGGGAACGUUGAAUUGAGAUUGGAAGACUUAUUACAAAGUCGAUUUAAUAAUGUUCAAGUGAUGACCUUAUUUGGUGGUGCAGCAAAGGUUAAUGCAAAUUUGCUGAUAUUCCUGAUAAACAAGAAAUUUUUUGUGUAG
Paraglomus occultum is the source of this 3549-nucleotide messenger RNA. NCBI's taxonomy places the organism in Eukaryota, Fungi, Glomeromycota, Glomeromycetes, Paraglomerales, Paraglomeraceae. The record is from the annotation of a GenBank genome assembly.